Molecule: messenger RNA, 6316 nt
Organism: Python bivittatus (Burmese python)
Lineage: Eukaryota; Metazoa; Chordata; Lepidosauria; Squamata; Pythonidae
Source: RefSeq, a predicted model, not a curated record
UCCAGCAAGGAGCUGUCAGAACUGAUUGAAAAGUUGCAGAAAAAUGCUGACCAAGUUGAAAAGAACAUUGUGGAAACGGACUCAAAAAUGCAAAGUGACCUGCACAAACUUAAGGCUGGACAGCCCACACAAUACCAGGACUUCACUGCAGAUAAGUUGAUUGAAUCUGACAAACUCCUCUAUGUUCUGGACGGGGACGCAGCCAUCGCUCGCCACAUGAAACACCCUCAGGGGGACAUGAUCACGGAAGAUAUCCGGCAAUUAAAGGAAAGAAUCAACAACUUGCGAGGGAAACAUGACCAGAUUUACAAUUUCACCCCACAGGAGAUUGAACCUCAGGUCAACUGGUGCUCAGCAAUUGAAGAGAAGCAGGAAAUCUUGAACAGCAGAGGCUUUGGCACAGACCUGCCAUCAGUCAACGGUCAGGUAGAGGAGCACAACAUCUUCCACAAUGAGGUGAUGGCUCUUGGACCACAUAUCACCAAAGAAGGUGAAAAGGAGUAUUCAAGUGAGCUUCAGAUGAAAUACCAGAAACUGCUGUCGGAAUCCCAACGAAGGCAGGAGAACCUGAACUUACUGCAAGAUUUUAUGCAGCGCUGCACCAAUAAGCUCUUCUGGUUAGAUCAGCAGGCUAAGGACAGGUUGCAGUUUGACUGGAGUGACCAAAACCUUGACUAUCCUACCCGCCGUCGCCAGUAUGAAAAUUUCAUAAAUAGGAAAUUGGAAGAGAAAGAGGCAGCCAUCAACAAACUGCAUGAAGAUGGUAAUAAACUCCUGUCUGAACAUCAUCCUGGAAAGAUCCCCAUUGAGGCUCACAUGGAGGCUGUCCACGCUGACUGGAAAGAAUAUCUCAAUCUACUCAUUUGUGAGGAGAGCCACCUGAAGUUCAUGGAGGACUAUCACCAGUUCCAAAAAGAUGCAAAGGAUGCACAGGACCUUCUCAGAAAAGUAGAUACAGAUCUGGACCAGAAAUAUAGCCCAGAUUUCAAAGACCGGUACCAGAUUGAAUCUUUGUUGCAUGAGUUGGAGGACCAAGAAAAGGCUUUGGAUAAGUAUGAAGAUGUGAUCAGCUCCUUACAAAAGCGCAGUCAGCAGGUUCUUCCACUGAAGUAUCGACGAGAACCUCCCCUUAAGCCCAUCCCUGUGGAGGCACUUUGCGACUAUGAAAAUGAGCAGUGCCAGGUCUCACGUGGUUACCGAUACACUCUGCACAAGAACAAUGGAGACCUCUGGGAAAUCACCGACAGCGGAGGAAAUGUAGUCCGUGCCCCUGGGGUCUGUUUCAUGAUUCCUCCCACUGAUCCUGAAUCACUCGCCUUUGCUGACAACAUUGCUGGCCAAUAUCAGUGUGUGAAACAGAAAACUGCUGGCACAAAGCAUCUUCUGCAGGAGCGCUACAAUAGCCUGAAGGCAGAGGGCAUUGGAGAUGUGGCAUCUGUACAGGGACGGCAACUGCUGGCGGAGCUGGAGAAGGUGAACAGUGAGCUAGAUAAGCAGGAGAAGGCCAUCACUGCAAACCUUCGUCCUCCUCUAGAGCAAAGUAGGGCGGUGCAAGAUAGUGCGGAGCGCUCCAAGGACCUUAAGAAUGUUACCAAUGUGAUCCGGCGCAUUGAGCCAGAGAAAAACUGCAAGAUCCAGGAAUGUGAAGUCUUCAUCGAGUCGAUGCCUGAUGCCAGUGGUACCACCUUGGUGAAGAACAAAGUAGAAGAGACAAACAACAAGUACAACUGGGUUGUCCAACUUCUCAGUGCUGCUCAAGAGAAGGUUGAUGUUGCCAAUCACCUUGAGAAGAUCCUGCAGCAAGGGAGAGACCUGCUUUCUGGCUAUGAGAACAAGCUGGCCAUCGAAGACACAAUUCCAGAGGAUAUUCAUGCCCUGGAGCGCAAGAGGGAAGAAUUGCUGGCUCUGCGUUCUGAACUCCAGGUCCAUCAGCCGCUAUUCAACGAGGCCCAGCAAGACUUGGAAAAGGCCAAGAGAUGUUCCAGUACCUUGGCGAGCCAGUUCCACGAACACUGCCCAGAUAUUGAGCGCCAGGAAACUGAGCUCCAUAAGCUCAACCAACGGUUUGGCAGCCUCAACAAGCAGUAUGAUUACAGAUCCCAGGUCCUGCAGAAAGCAAAAUCUGCCUAUUCCAACUACCGCGCUGGCUAUGAAGGACUGAGACAUUUUUUUGAAAACAUCCCCAACUAUGAACCUCAAGAAACUGACCACCUCUCUCACGUGGAAGCCAAGCUGAAGAAACAACAGUCCCUUUUGGAAGAAAUGGCAAGCAAGGAUAGAGAAGUUCACAGAGUCUCUGCAGAAGCUCAGCAGUAUCAACAGGCCGUGAAGGACUACGAACUGGAAGCAGAAAAGCUGAGAUCCAUCCUGGAUCUGGAAAAUGGCCGUAAUGGUUUCAUGAACAAGAGACCAAGACUCCAGUCUCCGGCUGCGAAGGUGAAAGAAGAGGAAGCUCUCCUGGCUGCCAGAUUCACUGAGAUCAAUGCCAUCAAUAGGCAAAGACUGCAGAACCUGGAGUUUGCUCAGACCUUGUUGAAACAGCAACCCGAUGUCCACUUGCUCGAGAAAUCGAUACAGGCCAGUAAGCCUACAAAGCCAUUAGAAGAAAUCUGGAAGUUAAAGAAGGAGCUGGAUGAUGAGACCCAAUGUCGGCAGCAUCUGGAGGAAGAGAUCAAAGUCAUCCAGCAGAACAUCCUCCAGCUGCAGAACCAGAAGCCGCAGGAGAUUGUUCUCAGGAAGGAAGUGGUCAAGAAAAUGCCUGACCCACAGCUGGAUGACAGCUUCCACAAGAUGCAGCAGAACCUGGCAGAAGAGCAGCGCAAGAACCAGGGGCUUCAGGAGGAACUGCAGGCCCUCAAGCUCAAGCUUCGAACUCUAGAGCAUGAGAAAAAAGAAGGUGGACAGGAAUACGUGGUCAAGGAAGUCCUGCGUAUUGAGCCAGACAAAGCCCAGGCAGAGGAAAUCCUGAAGCUGAAAGAAGAACUUGAGGAGCUCAAGAGACAGGAAGGAAGCCGGCAGAAUGAGAUGGUCCUUCUCCGUCACCAGAUUGCAGCUCUUUCCAAUGAGAAGAGCAAGGAGCAGGGAAAAGUGACCAGAAAGGAGGUGGUGAAGAUGCAAAAUGAUCCCCAGAUGGAGACUGAGUAUAAGCAGCUGCAGGAGAGUAAGCAGAGGGAGAGCAUGCUGAGGCAGCAGCAAGAAGAAGAACUGCGUUUACUCCAAGCCAAGCUGAAACGGCUGGAGAAAGAGCGGGCAAUGGCGGAGGGCAAGAUCACUGUGAAGGAGGUGCUGAAAGUGGAGAAGGAUCUAGCAACAGAAAGGGAAGUGAAUGAACUACGGUGCCAGUAUGAAGAAGAGAAGGCCAAGGCCCGCAUGAACGAGAGAGAGAAAGCUGAGCUGCUUAGGAAGAUCCAGGCUCUGGAGGAGGAGAACGCCAAAGUGAUCAUCCAGGAGAAAGUGCGGGAGAUUGUUCGCCCAGAUCCCCAGGCUGAAAAUGAAGUGGCCAACCUUCGCCUAGAACUGGUGGAGCAGGAGAGGCGAUACCAGGGCGGAGAAGAGCAGCUCCAGGCCUGCCAGAAUGAGCUGACCGCUCUGAAGAACAGAGGACCUCAAGUGGAAGUGCAAGAGAUAAUUAAGGAAGUGAUUAAGUACAAAACAGACCCAGCAACUGAAGCGGAGCUGCAGCAUCUCAGGGAUGAGAUUGUAGAUAGGACCAGAGCAAUUGAGAGAGCAGAUCUGGAGAUUUAUCAAUUGAAGCAAGAAAUCCAGAUGCUGAAGGAUGCCAAGCCUCAGAUCCAAGUGAAGGAGGUACUGCAAGAGAUACUGCAGUACCGGGAAGACCGCCAGACAAGAGAGGAAGUGGAGUCCCUGCGAGCUCAAUUGAUUGAAGAACAGAAGAAGCACAUGGACCUGGAGAGGGAGAAGAAGAAACAGGAGGAGAUCAUCAGGCAGAAGGAAGAAGAGCUCUCACAGGUGAGGGAAAAAGUGGUUAAGCAAGAAGUGGUGAAGCUGGAGCAAGACCCUACCUUAAAAGCUGAGAUUAAUUCCUUCUCACAGAGCAUAGAAAAUGAACUGCAGCAAAUAGACUCGCUCCGGAAUGAGAUGCGCAAGCUGCAACGGAGAAGGUCAGAACUGGAGCGCCAGCUGGAGGAAUUGGAGAAAGAAAGGCAGGCCCGUAGGGAGGCAGAACUGGAGGUGCAAAGGCUGAAGAUCAGACUGAGUGAGCUGGAGGAGCAGGAGAAGGACACAGCCGAAAGAGUAACCGUGAAGCAAAAAGUGAUUCUUCAACAAGAUCCACAGCAGGAGAAAGAGCACACUCUACUUAAGUUGGAGCUGGAAGAGGAAAAACAUAAGAAACAGGUCCUGCAAGCUGAACUGGAAGCCCUGCGGAAGAAACUGCAGAUGCUAGAGAAGAUGGAGGUCAAGGAGAAAGUGGUAUUUUCAGAGAGCGUCCAAGUGGAGAAGGGAGAUACUGAGUAUGAAAUUCAGAAGCUGAAGAACAAUCUAGAAGAGGAAAGCCGACGGAAAAUGGAACUGGAUGCAGAUAUUAAUAGGUUGGAGGCCAAACUAUCUGAAAUGGAAUUUAACAAUUCCAAAUCUUCCAAAGAAUUAGACUUUUUGAGAGAGGAAAACCACAAGCUUCACAUGGAGAAGCAGAACCUUCUUUUGGAGAUGAGAAGGUUGCAGUCAGAAAUUGAGCUCACUGUGAUGGAAGCCAACGAUUUAAAGAACAUGGCACUGAUGGAUAGAGGUAUAAAUCUAGAUUCAAGAUUCCAGACUUUGGAGAACGAACUGGGAGAGCUGAAAAGAUUAUCUCAAGAAAAAGAUGAUGAGAUUGAACAGCUUCAUAACCGUCUCCAGACAGUCGCUAUCAAGAGGGAGCAGAGAGAAAAUCACCUGAGACGCUCUAUUGUCGUCAUUGACCCCGACACAGGGAAAGAGAUGUCUCCAGAAGAAGCCCACCGAUGUGGGCUUAUCGAAUGGGGCUUGUAUGUCAAGUUGAAAAGUCAAGAAUGUGAUUGGGAAGAGAUCACAGUGAAAGGGCCUAGUGGUGAAUCUUCUAUCAUCUUGGAUAGGAAAUCAGGGAGGAAAUUCUCUAUUGAAGAUGCCUUGAAGAGUGGAAGAUUAACUAUGGCUGAGUAUGACAGUUACCUCAACAAGGAAAUGUCUAUUCAGGAGCUGGCUGUUUUGGUAUCUGGACAAAAAUAACCUCUUCACUCUCAACAUAGCAAAACUCUUUUUAAGCUGGUCCUGAGCUGUAUUGUUACAAAUCCAGAUGUUUACUAUUUAAUGCUUCCCUCAGGUCUAUAUGCCAAAACCUAGGGCGUCUUUUUCAACGUUUGGGCGCUCUUAAGCUUUAUGUCAACGCAUACAUCUUGCCAGAAUCAAAAGAUUCUGCACCUGCAUUUUUGUCAAGGUUGCAAGUUGCUCUUGUCCGAACAAUGAUGAAGUGCCUUCCUGGCACGGGGGCAGCAUGUAAUCCAACAUUCGUCUAGUCUGGGUUAUCGCUGCACAUUCUUUCAGUUUGGCAUCUCAAAUUCUCAUUCCCGCAACUAUAAUAUCCUGUGAAAUGGCUGAGGGUCAAAGUGAAAUCUGGGGAAGUCCCAUCACCAUGAAUUCAGAAUUAGAUGCCCUUGACGAGAUGCUUUUAUUUCCUUACUGCAGUGUGGGGAGAACGCUAUUCUUACCUUACCGAGUUAUUUUAAAGUUAAUACAGCGUAUGGGAAACUCUGAGCACUUUAAAGCAUUAUCUAGACAUUAUUAUAACUGCGUAAACUGGUUUGUUUCUUCUGGAUAUCAUUUAAAGGUUAGGACGUUAUCCAAAGGAAGAUCCAGCUGGUGUUAGGCCUGUCGCAGAUGCUUCAUAGUCAGUCAUUGAAAUGGGCAAGUGAAAGGCGAUUUAAAAUGAUGAACUGGCAUUAAAAUACAAUUUGAGACGGUUACAGAAAUGAUACCAUCACACCAGGAUCCAACUAGCAUUUUGUCAGAUGCUGGAUCUUGGGUCUUUUAACUACAUUAUAUGGCAGUUGUCAAAUUUUAAGGCAGUAAAGAUGUAUGUAUGUAUAUGCCUGUUUGAAGGUGGUUUUAUCUUGCAGGCCACAUUAGAUAGAGAUUGGCUCUUAUCCUUAAAAAGGAAGGGGAGAUUAGUAGAGAACCAUUACCGAUUCCAAGUGCCUUUUCCCCCAAAGUCUCACUUGUAAGACGCAAGCACUGGUGUUUUGCUUACUUAUAUUUGAUUGUAUGUAUUCACGUAUUUGUCGGAGAAGGGAAAUGGGAAAUGUUAUUUUUACCCCUCAGUUAUAAUAAAGAAGUGAUCUAA